UUCAAUUUCAGUUUGCAGCUAAACCUCUACAUAACUGGGAGUAUUCUUAUUUAGCUCCAAUAGAAUAAUAAUAAAAAAAUAUAUUCUGACUCAAUAAAGAAAAAUUCUAAUUACUCAUCAGCUGAGAUAUAUGAUAAGAAAAUUCAUAGAGAAACGGUCAAAUAAAUUAUGUACUAGCGCAAUAUAAGUUAACAACUGCAUGAGUUAAGAAUCGUCACAACGAAGAAAAAUAUUUUUUAUUAAAUUUUCUCACAUCCGCCAUUGUGUAACUUGUAGUGGAGACCAAGAAAAAAAAAUAUUUUGAUCUUUUUUUACGUUCAAAUUGAGUUCAUCUGCUAUAAUGUGAGUCCAACUACUAAAGAUCAAUAUUUAUUUUAUAAUUUUAAGUUUUGUUUGUGACUUAAAAGAAUUAUAAAAAAGUUCGCGAAAAAAAUAAACGUCGGAACCAAUCAAAAUAUAAAAAUUGGAAGAAGUGAAAAAAAAAAUUUGUAGUGAAGUGUCUGACUCGAUAUAUAUAAUAUAAAACCGAAGUGUACAGUGAAAAGAGAAACAGUGAAUUGGAUAGAGACAGCACAUAUACAUAUUGUCUCUAAUUAAAUAUCAGACUCGAUUGGAAACGAUUAUAAAAAAGCUCAUUUUUUAUAGACGUGACUAACAAACCGCCAAAAUUCCACGAAAUCGGCUCAUCAUUCUGUCGUCGUGGGAGCGUAUUAGUUUCACAAACUGUAACCGAAAUCUAAUUAUAUUGUUUGGCGUAGAAGGUAAUGGUAUAUUUCUUGGGCGAUUGGGGCAUGGGAGAUAAAGAAUGUGCAACAUGCCAACAUGUACCAAAUUUGCAAAUCAAUCAUCAGCAUAGUCAACAUCAAACGUUGUCAAUCGGUCGAGCAACUGAAUUGAUUAAACAGAGAACUGGUUCAUUAAGUCAUGAGGAUCACGAAAAUGACGAUGAAGUUGCAUUACAUCCACUUAGCAAUCAGGUUGGCGGUCACACACGUUUGCUCCUGUUGAAUCAGAGUACGGUCAUCAAACCGUUAAAUAUUCGAGAAUUAGAUUUUUAUCAAAACAUUCCGUCGGAUAUACAGAUGUUUGUUCCAAAGUAUAAAGGUGUUAUGCAGGCUACAACAAUGGGCGGCGCAAAGCUAGAGAAACGAUAUUCACCAAGUUUUCGAGAUGAUUCGAACCGAAAGCAGAGCGCACCGAAACGGAAACGAGAUGAUGUUUUACGGAUGAAAGUACAUAGGAAUGGAAAUGCAUCAGAGAUAAUUAAAAGUAUAUCUCAAUUAGACAACUCGAACAAACAAUAUUUCCUUAUGCUAGAAAACAUCACCAGCCAGUAUCGACAACCGUGUAUUUUGGACCUGAAAAUGGGUACGAGACAGCAUGGGGAUGAUGCGUCGGCCGAAAAGCGAUCAAAACAAAUGGCUAAAUGCGCUGCCAGUACAUCCGGUACGUUGGGCGUUCGCCUUUGUGGAAUGCAAGUGUAUCAGGCGGACGUUGACCAUUACAUGAAGAAGGACAAAUAUUGGGGUCGAGAAUUAAACGAAAGUGGAUUCAAGGAUGCGUUACACAAUUUCUUCCAUAACGGCUUUGUGCUGCGAACGAAAAUUAUUCACAAGGUCAUUCACAAAUUAGAACAACUGCGGCGAGUGAUCGAGCGACAAUCGAGCUAUCGAUUUUAUUCGUGUUCCUUACUGAUCGUCUAUGAAGGUUAUGAAGAGCCGACCGUAAAUCCAAUUGAAGAUGAAAACUACGAUGGUUCAUUUCCAGUUUCCAGUGACAUAAGAAGCGAACAUUGCUGUUAUGAUGCUGACGCAUCCAACGAUUCAACUGAACUCAAUUUAUCAUCAUCACACGAAGACAGCGACCACAAUCAUCAUCAUCAGCCGGGAAGUUCUGUUGAACAUAUGUCAACCGAUGGUCAUCACCGUGGCUAUGGUGAAGCAGCGGCACGUGGUGCAAUGGUUCCACCACCAUUCAUUCCAAUUUCAGAGGAAACAGUAUUCUUAGACGCUAGUUCUUCUUCCAACAUCCCUGGCAUAUCAACAUCAAGCCCGUUGUCGGGCGAUUCAUGGAUGAAUUACAGUAGUAACAGCAGUGACGACUAUUCCUGCAUUUCUGAUCAAUUACAUGGGACUACUGUGAGCGGUGGCGGGGACGGCAAUAGUUCAACGGACGACAGUUCUGAUUUUGAUAAUUCUGGUUCCGAGAAGUUGUCAAAAAGUAAACGCAGCUUCGAACAGUUACUCAUCGCAAAUGGUGCAAAAAGUUCCAAAUGUGACGAGAGCUCGUCGCAAAAUGCGGGCCAAACGAAACGGCAACGUGGCAAAGACAAACCAUGCAGUUCGUCACCGAUGAAUGUUGUGACCAAUAAGCGUCGGAUGAAUGUAGCGGCCAGUUCGCUGCGACGGAAUAGCUCUGUGCAAGGCGCAAGCGUUGACAUCCGUAUGAUCGAUUUUGCACAUACAGCUUUUGUAAAGCGAUCUGCUGCUGGACAGCUAUCAUCUUCAUCAUCAGCAUCAUCAAUGGUUCAACAUCAAGGACCCGAUAAUGGUUUCCUCCGUGGGCUGGACAGUUUGAAUCGAUUACUUACGGAAAUUUGUACGGAAGACCAUUAAGGAAUUUUUUUGUAAAACUUUUGAGGAUUAUUCCAGUUAUACACAUGAAUUUCAUUAAGAAAUGGAUAUGAAAAGAAACCCUAACUGGAGUUCAAGAAGAGGAAAUUUUGAUUUUGUUUUCGUCCAUUUCUUUUAAUCGAUUCGCAAAAAAUUGAAAAUUUGCCUGAAAUUCAUGAAACUCCUCGAACCAAUUACCGUCAAUGGAUCACGUGAAUAAAGUCCGUGUGUCACGAGAGAGAGUAAUCUGAAUUAUAAUUUUUGGAAAAUGGAAAAAGUUUUUUAAAAAAUGUAUUCAAAUUAGAAUCACACGGCACUUCCGGUUAAAAAAAACGUACUACUAUAAUCAAUUGGCACUGGGAAAUAAAACAAAACAAAAAAUUAAUAUUAGAAAAAGGUUGGACACCUUUUUUCGCAUAACAAAUUGUGAUUAGAGCAUUUUAAUACAAUUAAAUAAAUUGACACACACAAAAAAAAAGUUUUAAAAAAAGAAAUAAAAAA
Bradysia coprophila is the source of this 3113-nucleotide messenger RNA. RefSeq names its product Inositol hexakisphosphate kinase (gene Ip6k). Gene Ontology annotation, molecular function: inositol hexakisphosphate kinase activity. Gene Ontology annotation, biological process: phosphatidylinositol phosphate biosynthetic process; inositol phosphate biosynthetic process. NCBI's taxonomy places the organism in Eukaryota, Metazoa, Arthropoda, Insecta, Diptera, Sciaridae. The record is from RefSeq and is a predicted model, not a curated record. Gene Ontology annotation, cellular component: cytoplasm; nucleus.